Schizosaccharomyces octosporus yFS286 is the source of this 1069-nucleotide messenger RNA. RefSeq names its product N alpha-acetylation like protein Nat2. The transcript has a single exon. The coding region runs from base 435 to 926 and encodes 163 amino acids. NCBI's taxonomy places the organism in Eukaryota, Fungi, Ascomycota, Schizosaccharomycetes, Schizosaccharomycetales, Schizosaccharomycetaceae. The record is from RefSeq and is a predicted model, not a curated record. Gene Ontology annotation, cellular component: mitochondrion.
UUUUUUACGAUCUAUACAUCAUAUCGAUCUGCCUACUCUAAGCAACCUUGCAGGCAGUCUAGCAGUACCAAUAAUAAGGACACUGAAGACGCAGGAUUUUUUCUGUUUUUGGAUUUCUUCAAUUACUAUUUUUAAAAUAUUUUUCAAAGAAUUUUUGCUUCCCGGUUUCUCUGAAAAAUUCCCAAGUAAAACACUUCUUGUAAGAUUCCUCUCAUAUACGUAAGACUUCUGUAUCUUUAAUAAAGACAUCGCAACAUGUCCGUAUUUCGAAGGAUAUAAGCUAAGAUGACUUAUUUAUCUAAUACGAAAUAGAAAGGCAAUUAUUACAUCGAUAUCACUUUAGCUUAUUGUUUUUUUAAAAUAAGUUUUUUUUUUUUUUUUCAUCUAAUUUGAAUUUUUCACUGAGAGGCUUUAUUUUCCAAUUCAACGUAUUCAUGAGCAGCAACAACUUUUGGCGAAGUUUCCGUCUUUCCAGAUUCUCAUGGGUUAAAAACCCAAUCCUUCCCUUAUAUACUUCUCCUAUGCGUCGUUCAAUGGCUUCAGCUUCACCGACUGGACGUUUAAGUCUCAGCCAGCGUGUCAAGGAUCUUACGAAAAAGUAUGGUUGGUGGGCUCUGGGAGUAUAUUUAGGCAUUUCCGCCAUCGACUUUGGACUUUCGUUUGCUCUUGUUCGCACUUUGGGUACGGAAAAGAUCGGUUAUAUUGAACAAUCGGUCGUGGGAAGUCUCCGGAGACUAUUGAAUAUGGAAUCUUCUGAUAUACCCUCCUCUGACGAGCCUCAAACAUAUCAUUCUAGCAUUUGGACGGAAAUAGCCGUUGCGUAUGGAAUACAUAAAGCUUUGAUCGUGGCUCGUUUACCCAUCACAGCUGCCAUUGUCCCUCCUCUGGUCAAGCGAUUCCGAGGCAGGAAUUUGCGUCUACGAUAAAUUGAUUGAAACGAUAAUCCCACAAAAACUGCUUAGUAAUUUCCGUAAUUUCUAAAAGAUAGAACAAGAAUAGCAUGAAUCUAAAUAACAAGUACCUUUUUGUCAUACGCCUCCAAAGCAUACUGUAACAACCCUGCUUUCAC